Messenger RNA from Protopolystoma xenopodis, 300 nucleotides. The record is from the annotation of a GenBank genome assembly. NCBI's taxonomy places the organism in Eukaryota, Metazoa, Platyhelminthes, Monogenea, Polystomatidea, Polystomatidae.
UUGAAAUUCAUAACUGGACUAGCAGUGUUUGUGAUAAUAACGAGCUUUUGUAUAGCUGCUAUUCGAUUUGGCGCUGACUACCUUCUUCGCAGACACAAUUCUAUUACCUCGACUACUGCCUCCAUCGAAACCGACAGCACAGUGACCUCAUCGUUUUCGGCCCAAGCAGACAUAACGGCCCCUUGGUAUCGGUCGACAGUCGAGUUCUCUGCUUUCUAUGGCGUACUCAAUAUCUAUCUUACUACUAUGGCUAUUGUCUACUCACCGUCGAAGCACGCACUUGCUGGUAAUUGGGCUUAA